AGUGUGGCAUCACCUACCAGUUGUUGUUUGUGAGGAUUCAUAACAGCCCUCGGUACAUCGGCGACUUCACUCUAUUCAUCUGGUGCUUGCGAGAGUCUUCUUUCAACGUAAACAGCCAAAACACACACACACACACAUAGACCUGCUUGCUGUUCUUAGUUCACGGCUGUCCUGACAGCAGUGUGUUUACGCGUGCCUUUCAGCAGCGAUAGGUUUCAUUUUUUGCUUUGCCGCCUUCUUCGUCUCCUCCGCUUUCUUCCGCGCCGUAUUGACCACCAUGCAGUACCAGGGCAGCGUGAUGUUACCGGCUGACGCCGAGAUCAGCAUUCGCCAGCUGCGCUCCUUCCCAAUGGAAGAAGUUGGCACGUCUGCGUGGAAGGACCAGCGGGAGUCGCUGGAGCGCCUGAACAUGUGCACGCACAGCAACGCCGUACAAAAAACGGACGACUUUGUGAAGGCGUUUCUGCUAGAGCACGACAAGCUGAGCGACGUGUUGCAUGAGUUACUUGUGAUGGAGGUGUGGCGCCAGCGUGUGCUGCCGAGCAUCACAGAGGCGGUCGCGCACAACCCCACUGCCACAUACAUGUUUUGCGCGUACGAGUCCGUGCUAGUAAAUCUGCUGGAGUGUAUUUGCUUUUACGAGGAAGUCGUGCUAGGCUUCGGCGACGAUGUGCUAGAGCUCAUCGACUACUGCUGGCGGCAGGUGGCGCGUCUUUUCUCUGAAAAGGAUAUCAAUGCAAUACUGGCACCGCCGGUUGUGUCGACAGAUGCCAGUGGCGCACGCACACCAGGCUCAGAAGACCCCGUCGUCCACCUCCAGCAGCAGCUGCGUGAGCAGCGCAUUGCACGGGCCAUGAGUUGCAUCUCCCUCUUGUGGUUUGUCGUGGACCGCCUGGACGGUCUGCCACUCUCCGCGAUGAACAGCGUCCUGCGCAAGAACGACAUCCCUGUUGGGGUGGCAGAGGUGCUGCUGCUCCAGCCGUGGCUGCGCCGCUCGGGCAGCGAGGCGCAGAAGUUUCAAAGCGGCACCUUCGCGCCGGCGCCGGGCAACGAGGUGCAGCGUGUGUGUGUGCCGGAGGCGCAUGCGUGGUUUUGCUUACACAAGCUGCUGUGCGACGCGGAGUGCCGUCGGCAGUACCCGUACACGCAGCACAAGAAGGCCACGCUGCUGCGCGUCCGCUCGCUGCUGAACGAGACGCUAUUGGAUCAAAUUCCCUCCCUGCAAGACGUGCAACGUGCGUUGGAAGAGCUGUCCUUCAUGGAGCCGCCCACCGGGACUGAGGAGAAGUUCAAGAGCACGCUGAUUAUUGAGCAGGUGCCGCGGCUGAUGUCUGCCAUAGACGCGCCGUCGGCGAAUUGGUCCGCGGAGGCGCAGCGGAUGCGGCGGCUGUUGUCGGAUCGCAGUGAAGCCGUGAGCGAUGCGAUGCGCAUGUCGCACCUGUUCGACCUCAUGUUUGCGGAUCACCAGUGA
Molecule: messenger RNA, 1471 nt
Organism: Leptomonas pyrrhocoris
Lineage: Eukaryota; Euglenozoa; Kinetoplastea; Trypanosomatida; Trypanosomatidae
Exons: 1
Coding region: 278-1471 (397 amino acids)
Cellular component (GO): cytoplasm
Source: RefSeq, a predicted model, not a curated record